Cherax quadricarinatus is the source of this 1356-nucleotide messenger RNA. The record is from RefSeq and is a predicted model, not a curated record. NCBI's taxonomy places the organism in Eukaryota, Metazoa, Arthropoda, Malacostraca, Decapoda, Parastacidae.
AAAAAUAACAUUUCAGGGUGACAAAAGAUAGGGACAGAGUAGCCAAGCCAGGACCCUGCAACAUUGUGGUGCAAGAUGGAUCUCUCACACAAGAUGAAUUUUUAGAAAGGUAUGCAUACAGUAAGCCUGUGGUGAUCAAGGGAGCAUCACAUAACCAGCUGUUUAAAUCACGCACACGGCGCUCAGUCCUAUUAAACAAUUAUGGGCACAUGACAGUACGCCUGAGCUCAGCUAACAGCUACAGUUAUGCAAAGAAAGACAUGUCAUUCAAAGACUACUGCAAUCAUCAUAUUCAUCCUCAGCAACUUUCUGCUCUCGGCAAUGAAACAUUUUACCUCUUUGGGGACAACAGUCAUGAAGAAUGGCAAAACCUUCUCGAGUUAUACGAACCCCCACCUUAUAGUCUGCCUCAUCACUUGCCUGCUUAUAGCUUUGGACUAGCAGGACCUGGUACUGGUGUUCCUUUCCACUUCCAUGGCCCAGGUUUUGCUGAAACCAUAUGGGGGCGAAAGCGGUGGUUUAUGUAUCCACCUGAUGUAGAACCUAAAUUUCACCCAAACUGCACAACUUUGCAGUGGUUAAUGGAAGUUUACCCAGAUGUGAAAGAUAAUCCAAAUCUUUAUGAGUGUACACUUCAACCUGGAGAGAUCGUCUAUUUUCCUGACAAGUGGUGGCAUGCAACGCUCAACAUCGAUAGCAGUGUCUUCAUAUCAACAUUUCUAAGUCCAUAGCAGUGGAAAUUAGUCUCUUCCUAUAAAUUAUAGUACAGUAAAUUAUUUGUUUGUGAUUUUCAUUGUCUCUGCUGUAAGCAGGAAAUAAUGCUAUAGAGUAUAUUUUUAUUUAGCAAGAUAGUAUUGGAAAUGAAAUAUACAAUGGUAAAAUUUUAAAUUAUCAACCACAGUGAAUUAAGUUGUGUACAAAAGAUAAUUAAAUUUUAGUGCAUAGCAGUUUUGAUUAAAAGCAUCAGUUUUAUGUGAAGUGUUAGCCAGUAUUUAUUGCAUAUUAGCAAGCAGCAGUAGUAGUUGAUAAAUCUUUAAGUAGCAGUUGAAAGCUUUAUAAAAGAUGACAUUUUGUCUGCAUAGCAGGCUUUAGUCUCACCUGAUAUUUCGCUUUCACGUCAGGCUCUGUCAUCUCGAUAAAGUUACCAGUUGCUGCUAGUAUGUCUUUUUACCAACUUGUUUGCAAUUACAAACUAUAGUACAAGGGACCAACUGUUUCCUGCCAUAAAUAACUGAAUGAAUGGGAUUAAGGGUUAAGAAAUUAGCAAUAAGCCGACUUUUUAAAGUUGUCCAUGUUUUUGUGUGUAUUUAUAUACAGUGUAACAAAAAACGUAUUUUAAUAAACGAUAAACAUUAA